AUGGCUGAAGCUGCACUCGGUUGUGUUAGUGUGAUCUUGAAUAAGAUACUUCCACUUGCUGCCGACGAGAUCAGCCGGGUAUGGGGUGUAAAGAAAGACCUUCAGAAGCUUGCCAAGAAAGUAGAGAUGAUGGAAGCUUUGAUUUUUGAUGCUAAGUGCAAGCAAUCAACAGGCAAAGCCGUGCAGCUCUGGCUCAAAAGGCUCCGGUCCAUAGCACGUGAUGCUGAGAUCGUGUUGGAUGACUUCGGAUAUGAAGUUCUGCGGCAGAAGGUUGAGAAUCGGAAGCGCGACAAGGUACGCAACUUCUUUUCUUCCUCAAAUCCUAUUUCCUUUCGUAGAGAGAUGGCUAACAAGAUCAAGAAUGUUAGCGCAUCUCUAGACGAAGCUUACAGAGAAGCAAAUCUGAUAGGGCUUCAUCCAGCUCAACUACCCAUGACAUCUGCUGAUCACAAAGAGGAUCGGUCGACUGAUCCUUUUGUGGACGAGUCACAAACGGUGGGAAGGGAGGUUGAGGUGUCUCAAGUUAUGGUGCUAAAAAAUGACAGUGUAGUGAAGCACUUUGAUAAAAAAAUAUGGGUAUGCGUGUCUGAUGAUUUCAAAGUGAAAAGGCUGUUGAAUGAGAUGCUACAAUCCCUCGAGGGAAAGAGUGCUGACACAACAAACACGGAAGCAUUGGUGAGGAAGCUUCAAGAAAAUCUGAAAGGAAAAAGUUACUUGCUUGUACUUGAUGAUGUUUGGAAUGAGAAUCGACAGAAAUGGGAUGGCAUGAGGAGACGUUUGUUGGCAAUUGGGGGUGCUCCGGGAAGCAAAAUAUUGGCUACCACACGUAGUGAUGAGGUAGCCUCAGCAAUGCAAACAUCUGGUUUGCAUCCUCUAGGCAUCCUCUCAGAUGAUCAUAGCUGGAUGUUGCUUGAAAAACUAGCAUUUGCAGACGGUGGUGCAAGAAAGACUCAAGAUCUGGUGGACAUUGGCAGAAGGAUACUGAAUAAGUGCGGCGGCGUGCCAUUAGCGAUCAAAGUGAUUGGGGGUUUGUUGUAUUCCAAAAAGGAUGCCUCGGAAUGGUUGAAGCUUGAGAAGAGUGAAAUAUGGAACGAGUCAACCAACACUGAAGGUGGAGUCAUUUCUGUCCUGAAGCUGAGUUACGAGAACUUACCUUCAUUGUCAGUGAAACAAUGCUUUGCAAGUUGUUCCAUUUUCCCGAAGGACACUGACAUGGAAAAAAAAAGCUUGAUACGGAUUUGGAUGGCCCAGGGAUUGAUUAAUGAUGCCAAGGGAGGAGGCCAUUUGCAAAUGGAGGAUAUAGGCAGUGACUACUUCAACAUAUUGCUUCGGAGUUCUUUGUUGCAAGCUGGUUAUAAAAAUUUCAUUUACGGAAUCAACUACUGCCGGAUGCACGACCUUGUGCAUGAUCUUUCAUUGCAAGUGUCAAAUAAUUGUUUCUUAAACACAGAGAAUGGCGUGGUAGUCAGUCACGAUGACGAAGUUAUGCAUUUGACCGUCAUUCGGAGUCGAGGGAAGAUGUUAAAGAAUAUCGAAGGGAUUCCUCCAAAUUUGCAAACGCUUUAUUAUAUUGGGGAUGAUGGUAUUAUGCUCGAAGACAUCUUGGAAAGGUCUAAAUACCUUUCUGUAUUAAAAGUAGCCUGCAGGGCUGUUACUUAUCUCCCGAAUGCAGUGGGUAAUAUGAAACAUUUAAGACAUCUUGAUAUGAGUCAAACUGAUAUCACCGUUCUGCCAGAUUCCAUCACAAAGCUCUACAAUUUGAUGACUUUGAAAGUAAGUCGCUUGGAAGAGAUACCUAAGAAGUUUAGCAAUUUAAUUAACUUGAGGCAUCUCGAGUUUUCCAUGGGUUUUGGGGAUCGGCCCCCAUAUUUGAUCCCUGGGAUUGGGCAGCUGGCUAAUCUUCGGACGUUGCCCUACUUCGUGGUAAGCCAAGACAAGGGAUGUCAGCUUGAGGAGCUGGAACACUUGCGCAACCUCCGAGGCGAGCUAAAAAUUUUUGGACUUGAGAAUGUGAGCAGCUUUGAAUCGGCAGCAAAAGCAAAGUUGUCCGAAAAAUCAAGCAUUCAAAGUUUAACACUUGAAUGGGAUGAUACAAAUGAAGAUUGCGAUGACGAGAAUAUCAAUAGUGUCAUGGAAGGUCUCCAACCUCGCCCAGACUUGAAAAUUUUAGCCAUUAAUGGUUUCAAAGGUUCAAGGUUUCCGUCGUGGAUGGUGGCAAAGGAUCACUUGAUGGUACUCCUAAGGAAUCUGGUACACCUCAGGUUGGAGAAAUUGGGUAAGUGUGAACAAGUACCAUCACUAGGGGACUUGCCUUGUCUCGAGUCCUUAGACAUGGUCUCCUUACACAAUGUGAAGCGCAUUGGGGCAGAAUUCUAUGGUCUCCUUACACAUCUCGAUAUUAAUGCAAGGAGCAGCGCUUCUUGUAGUAGCAGCACCAGUAGCAGAGAGGUGAAACCAGUCACUCUGUUUCCAAAACUAAGGCGUUUUGGGCUGCGGAACAUGAAAAGGCUAGAGGAGUGGUCAGAUGCAAUGGUUCCCUCGGAUUUUUCUUCAUCAAUUAAGGUAUUCCCUAAUCUCCGGUACUUGACAAUAUCCAAUCUCCCCAAGUUGGCAGUUUUACCAGAUAUGGAGAACUUAACGUCUGUUACGGAGUUGAGGAUAUGGGAAUGCAGAAGUCUGGCUUGUCUAAGGAAUUUGAACAACCUCACAUCUCUCGAAUCCUUACUCUUAGCUGGCUGCCCUGCUUUAUUAGAUGCUUCUCUAGAUAUGAACAACCCCCAAUCCCUACGUACUCUACACAUCUCAGGAUGUGAUAAGUUGAAUCCUUCAUUGAGUAAUAAUCUUAAGAAGUUCAUGUCGCUUGAGGAGUUGAGUAUCGUUUCUGAUGACCCAGGUUCUUGGCCAAUUAUGGUUCUCCACCAUCUGGCCAACCUCAGAUCGUUGACUCUCAGUGGCUUCUCUGACAUCCUUGACCUUGAUCAUUUCCCGUGGCCACACUCCACCACCAAUCUCGUCUCUCUGGAGCGUCUUGAAUUGCGUGGAUGGCCAAAAAUCACGUCUCUCCCAGACCAAAUUCAGCAUCUCUCUAACUUGAGAACUUUAGAUAUUGGGAAGUUUGAGGGGUUGGAAGUUCUUCCAGAGUGGAUGGGUAGCCUUCGGAAUCUUCAAUAUUUGUACAUUGGUGAUUGCUCUAACCUCAGACAAUUGCCUUCUGCAGAAGCAAUGCGACGCCUCACCAAUUUAUUUGAUCUACAUAUCAACAGCUGUCCUCUUUUAGCAGAGAGAUGCACCAAAGGAAGUGGCGCAGAGUGGCCCAAGAUUGCACAUAUUCCCUGGGUUGAAAUCCAUCCGUUGAACAAAGGACGACAUAUUACAGUUUUACAUGCAAAGUAUUUCCAUGAGGACACCUGCGUUACAGUUUUACAGUGUUACAUGCAAGCAGACAACUGA
Molecule: messenger RNA, 3450 nt
Organism: Coffea eugenioides
Lineage: Eukaryota; Viridiplantae; Streptophyta; Magnoliopsida; Gentianales; Rubiaceae
Product: putative disease resistance protein RGA3
Exons: 3
Coding region: 1-3450 (1149 amino acids)
Biological process (GO): defense response to other organism
Molecular function (GO): ADP binding
Source: RefSeq, a predicted model, not a curated record